GGAUUAGCUCCCGGGAGCGCGCCGCUGGCCUCACUCGGUCCCGGCGACGCCUUCCGGAGCGUAGGGGCCUCUAGCCCGAGCAGCAGGAGCAGCCCGCGCCGGACAACGUGCGAGCCAUGGGGCUGGCGGAUGCGUCGGGACCGAGGGACACGCAGGCACUGCUGUCUGCAACACAAGCAAUGGAGCUGCGGAGGCGAGACUACCACAUGGAACGGCCGUUGCUGAACCAGGAGCAUUUGGAGGAGCUGGGGCGCUGGGGCUCAGCACCUAGGACCCGCCAGUGGCGGACCUGGUUGCAGUGCUCCCAUGCUCGGGCCCGUGCCCUUCUGCUCCAACACCUCCCGGUUUUGGUCUGGUUACCCCGGUAUCCUGUGCGUGACUGGCUCCUAGGUGACCUUUUAUCUGGCAUGAGUGUGGCCAUCAUGCAGCUUCCACAGGGCUUGGCCUAUGCCCUCCUGGCUGGAUUGCCCCCCGUGUUCGGCCUCUAUAGCUCCUUCUACCCCGUCUUCAUCUACUUCCUGUUUGGCACUUCCCGGCACAUCUCCGUGGGGACCUUUGCUGUCAUGUCUGUGAUGGUGGGCAGUGUGACAGAAUCCCUGGCCCCGCAGACCUUGAACGACUCCACCAGAGACGCUGACCGGGUGCGGGUGGCUUCCACACUCAGUGUCCUGGUCGGCCUCUUCCAGGUGGGGCUGGGCCUGAUCCACUUCGGCUUCCUGGUCACCUACCUCUCAGAGCCUCUUGUCCGAGGCUAUACCACAGCUGCAGCUGUACAGGUCUUCGUCUCACAGCUCAAGUAUGUGUUUGGCCUCCAUCUGAGCAGCCACUCUGGGCCACUGUCCCUCAUCUAUACAGUGCUGGAGGUCUGCCGGAAGCUGCCCCAGAGCAAGGUCAGCACGGUGGUCACUGCAGCUGUGGCUGGGGUUGUGCUCCUGGUGGUGAAGCUGUUGAAUGACAAGCUGCAGCGGCAGCUGCCCAUGCCGAUACCCGGGGAGCUGCUCAUGCUCAUCGGGGCCACAGGCAUCUCCUAUGGCAUGGGUCUGAAGCACAUAUUUGGGGUAGAUGUCGUGGGCAACAUCUCUGCAGGGCUGGUGCCCCCAGUGGCCCCCAACACCCAGCUGUUCUCAAAGCUCGUGGGUAGCGCCUUCACCAUCGCUGUGGUUGGGUUCGCCAUUGCCAUCUCGCUGGGGAAGAUCUUCGCCCUGAGGCAUGGCUACCGGGUGGACAGCAACCAGGAGCUGGUGGCCCUGGGCCUCAGUAACCUCAUUGGAGGCAUCUUCCAGUGCUUCCCCGUGAGUUGCUCUAUGUCUCGGAGCCUGGUACAGGAGAGCACCGGGGGCAACUCGCAGGUUGCUGGAGCCAUCUCUUCCCUUUUCAUCCUCCUCAUCAUUGUCAAACUUGGGGAACUCUUCCGUGACCUGCCCAAGGCGGUCCUGGCGGCCAUCAUCAUUGUGAACUUGAAGGGCAUGCUGCGGCAGCUCAGCGACGUGUGCUCCCUCUGGAAAGCCAAUCGGGUGGAUCUGCUCAUCUGGCUGGUGACCUUCACAGCCACCAUCCUACUGAACCUGGACCUUGGCCUGAUGGUUUCGGUCGUCUUCUCCCUACUGCUUGUGGUGGUCCGGACACAGAUGCCCCACUACUCUAUCCUGGGGCAGGUGCCAGACACAGAUAUUUACAGAGAUGUGGCAGAGUACUCAGAGGCCAAGGAAGUCCCAGGAGUGAAGGUCUUCCGCUCCUCGGCCACUGUGUACUUUGCCAACGCUGACUUCUACAGUGAUGCGCUGAAGCAGAGGUGCGGUGUGGAUGUCGACUUCCUCAUCUCCCAGAAGAAGAAACUGCUCAAGAAGCGGGAGCAGCUGAAGCUGAAGCAACAGCAGAAAGAGAAGAAGCUUCAGAAACAGGCUGCCUCCUCCAAGGGCGCUUCAGUUUCCAUUAACGUCAACACCAGCCUUGAAGACAUGAGGAGCAACAACGUUGAGGACUGCAAGGUGAUGCAGGUGAGCCCAGGAGAUAAGAUGGAAGAUGCAACAGCCAAUGGUCAAGAAGACUCCAAGGCCCCAGAUGGGUCCACACUGAAGGCCCUGGGCCUGCCUCAGCCAGACUUCCACAGCCUCAUCUUGGACCUGGGUGCCCUCUCCUUCGUGGACACUGUGUGCCUCAAGAGCCUGAAGAAUAUUUUCCAUGACUUCCGGGAGAUCGAGGUAGAGGUGUACAUGGCGGCCUGCCACAGCCCUGUGGUCAGCCAGCUUGAGGCCGGGCACUUCUUCGAUGCAUCCAUCACCAAGAAGCAUCUCUUUGCUUCUGUCCAUGAUGCUGUCACCUUUGCCCUCCAACACCCGAGGCCUGUCCCCGACAGCCCUGUUUCGGUCACCAGACUCUGAACAUGCUGCAUACUGCCCGAGACUGCACCUCUGGAGGUUGUGACAGGGCACCCUUGAGAAGCCCCUCAACCCUAGGCCGCCUCCAGGUGCUACCCAGGAGUCCCCUCCAUGUACACACACACACCUCAGGGAAGGAGGUCCUGGGACUCCAAGUUCAGUGCUCCAGGUCUGGGACAGGGCCUGCAGUCAGGCUGGCAGUGGCUGGUUACGGGGAGGGAACUGGUGCAUAUUUAGCCUCAGGAAUAAAGAUUUGUCUGCUCAA
Chlorocebus sabaeus (green monkey) is the source of this 2643-nucleotide messenger RNA. It is a transcript of the gene SLC26A6, whose product is annotated as solute carrier family 26 member 6. NCBI's taxonomy places the organism in Eukaryota, Metazoa, Chordata, Mammalia, Primates, Cercopithecidae. The record is from RefSeq and is a predicted model, not a curated record. Gene Ontology annotation, biological process: sulfate transmembrane transport. Gene Ontology annotation, molecular function: secondary active sulfate transmembrane transporter activity. Gene Ontology annotation, cellular component: membrane.